AUGCCUUCUUAUAAUGACUACCUCCACGAGUCACUGAAGCUUCUAUAUGAGUACCUGCCGAACUUCCAGAUUUCAAUUGACCUAAUACAAAAACUUGCACAGCAUUUGAAGCUCGAUACGUUUGUGGAUUCAGAAGUACAAGACCCUGAUACGAACCAGUUGGUUAAGAGACUUUCCAUUGCAGGGUCUUUGCUUUUGGUUGAUAUUGACUUUAAGGACCCUCAUACGGUUACCAAGGUCUCUUUGGCGCUGGGUAACCAUUCGACAAGCGCUGUCAACACGGCAAGCUCUCAGCUGGAGUUGAACUCGGUCAUAUCAACGACAAAGAUAGACAAUACGACUAUAGUGAGAGUGAACUUCUUGGAGGAGAAUGUUUUAUCGUUUUUGAAUAUCAGGAAUGCAGAUGAAAAGUCUGUGGCCGAGAUAAUUCUCAAGGAGAAUCUCAAGGGAUCAAAACUUGGGAACUUUCCACUCAACCUCAGGUACUUGGCUAACCUUGACCGUCUAUCUCCUCAAGAAGGUGAUUUGGUGUUGUAUUUGGAUAAUAUUGCUAAGUACUUGGAGGUGAUUCAUAUUCAAGAAUGUAAAUUGACGCCAGAGGAUGAGAAUAUCAAGUCUGGACAAUCCAGUUUGAUUGGAAAACUCAUGUAUAACGAUGAGGAAGCCAAUGAACUAGGGGUGUUCCUUCACUUCUGGAAAUCAUACAACAAAACGAACAAACUCCCUCAGGUUGACUACUUCAAACCUCAAUCGUUCGUGGGUCGUCUUUCCGUGAUCGAGUCUAACGCACCUGCAAAGGAUUACCUUAGAGAAUCAACAAAAGCACUUUGGGAACCAAAGGACGCCAAUGGAAACUUCCUCGAGUACAAGAUCACAUUUGAUGACGAAAAACAUUUGCCUAAAGGCGUACCAGUGAGCGGGCCAAACACCCGUAAUUGGCAAUUACAGUUUAGUUUCAACCGUCCCGUUUAUCUACCGAAAGAGGUUCUUGAGUUCUUGGGCUUUGAUGACUUCGAGGUGGCCGAGGAUCACGAGUUAAAGGAUAUAUUCGAAGCUAUAGAACAGUUUAAGGUGGUGGACUUAACACUUGAUUCACAUCCUAAUGUUGCUUUCCAGCUAAAUCACAGUUCAUUUUCCAGUUUUAUUCCCGUUUCUGCGGUGACUCUACCCAGCUUGAACAGCAUUUCUAAGCUUUUGCCGCCAUUGAGAAACUCCAUCGUGUAUUCUACUUGGUUGACGAGUUUAGUAUUGCAAACGCAAUGCCAAAUAUCUGACGCUUACUCAACGGAAGCGAAGAAGCAGAGGGACACCCGUCCCGAACUUACAGAGGACGAACUCCUUGGAAUCAACAGUAUGGCAGAAAACAACACUUACGUUGGUGUCCAAAUACUAGACUCCAACACGAAUACAGAUUUGGAGGAUUUCCUCAAACAGGAAGACGAGGACGAAAAUAUGGACAAGGAUAAUGGCGAAAGCAAGGCAGUGACCCCGGUUGAACAAGGACCAUUUAUGGAGCUCUGUUUUGACGAUGUCGAUUUUACAACAAAAGAACUCGAAUUUCAGUUUGUUGUUGAUGGCAAGACUCAAUCUGGUAAGCCCAUUCAAAAGAACUUCCUGCUUCAGAAUGGACAGACAGUGGGAACUGGCCUUGCAGACGAUUUACCUUCAGUCAACUUUGUAAAAGCUUUGAGUUUAGGUGAGGACCUUUUACUUGCCUUGGAUGUCGUGAAUUAG
Molecule: messenger RNA, 1734 nt
Organism: Candidozyma haemuli
Lineage: Eukaryota; Fungi; Ascomycota; Pichiomycetes; Serinales; Metschnikowiaceae
Gene: MED1
Product: Med1p
Exons: 1
Coding region: 1-1734 (577 amino acids)
Biological process (GO): regulation of transcription by RNA polymerase II
Cellular component (GO): mediator complex
Molecular function (GO): transcription coregulator activity
Source: RefSeq, a predicted model, not a curated record